Messenger RNA from Stereum hirsutum FP-91666 SS1, 360 nucleotides. RefSeq lists its product as uncharacterized. The transcript has 2 exons. NCBI's taxonomy places the organism in Eukaryota, Fungi, Basidiomycota, Agaricomycetes, Russulales, Stereaceae. The coding region runs from base 1 to 360 and encodes 119 amino acids. The record is from RefSeq and is a predicted model, not a curated record.
AUGCGCCAGAACGAUUCACUUCACGCUCAUCAUGCCUGGGUGAUCCGUGUACCAGACAUACAGCUUCUGGAUGAGCAGGCCCGCGAUUCGGAUGACCUUGCUCAUACCUUCGAGUUGUUGCAGAUGGCACAUACACCCCCACCACCCCCAUCACAGCCCCCAUCCGCCAGAAACAAUAAACCAUCAUCACAGCCCGCCACAACGCGGACAUCGAAAUCGCUCGCACAGACCAUUGCCGAGGAAUGGUCAAGAGAGUCGAAAGAAGCGAAAGAGAAGUGGAGAAUGGCGGACGCGAAGCUCAGGGAUUACUUCCCACCGAGUCGAUCGAGUGUGCAGAGGAAACCAAAGGCAAAGAUGUAG